Molecule: messenger RNA, 2806 nt
Organism: Trichomycterus rosablanca
Lineage: Eukaryota; Metazoa; Chordata; Actinopteri; Siluriformes; Trichomycteridae
Gene: mctp2b
Product: multiple C2 domains, transmembrane 2b
Exons: 22
Coding region: 43-2670 (875 amino acids)
Biological process (GO): regulation of neurotransmitter secretion
Cellular component (GO): synaptic vesicle membrane
Molecular function (GO): calcium ion binding
Source: RefSeq, a predicted model, not a curated record
GUCCUUGGCCUCUUCCCGCUCCUGCACUCAAAAACCCACAGGAUGGAACCCAAAAAAACAGUCUGGGGGAACAUACGCCAUAGAGCCAAGCCCCUGAUGCACUAUGUCCGCGGUGGCAGUCAAAAACGCUCCAGCAAACCACAAGUCAGACCAGAGCGAGCGCUGGACCAGAGGCCGAGCUCCUCGGGCUCCUCCACGGCUUCUCCUUCCCCUUCCCGUCCAGACCGCCCCUCGUCCGUCCCCCAAACCACCUCUCCUCUUGUCCACCGGCCUGGGUUAGACAGAGGGAGCGGGGCCCAGCGCUCGGACUCGGCUGCUGUACCCACUGGCUCGUCUCAAUGGGCGCCUGAGGACUGUGCAGACACCGGCCUUUAUCAGGAGGAGGAGGAGGAGGAGGAGGAUUUCACUGAGGCGCUGGAGGAGAUGAUGGAGACAAACCAGCCCAGUUCUAGGAUUACAACAGAGUCGCCAUCCAGAGAAACUCCAGAGAACUCAACAGAGAUGCGAGUUGAGAGCCAUGACAGUGAUUCUCUCACGUUUCAUGAGACGGAGCAAAAUACAAUGGUGGAUACGGCCGGAGAGAAUGGGACUGUGUGUGAGAAUCACAGGGAGCCCCAAAAAACCUACCUGCUCUCCAUCAACCUGAAAGAGGGUCGAGGUCUGGUCGUCAGAGAUCGCUGUGGUACAAGUGAUCCAUAUGUAAAGUUUAAGCUGGAGGGGAAAACGCUGUACAAAAGUAAAGUCAUGUACAAAAAUCUCAACCCCACCUGGAACGAGUUUUUCUCCUUCCCCAUCCGAGACCUGCAACAGAAACUUCACAUCAAGGUCUACGAUCGGGAUUUAACCACAGAUGACUUCAUGGGCUCCAGCACUGUCGUCCUGAGUGAACUGCAACUUGAGAAGACGAUAGAAAUGGUGCUACCCCUCACUGACCCCAACAGUCUGGAGAAGGACAUGGGUGUGAUCGUCAUCGAGAUCAGUCUGUCAGUCAGAGACGGAGAAAACAAAAAAAAUAAGUGGGCUCAGAAAAGGAAACGAAGUGUUAAGGCAGGAUCGUCCCCGCAGGUCAAGCGUCUGUCCGAGUCUCUGAGGAAGAGCCAGCUGUGGAACGGAGUGCUGAGCGUUACGCUGGUGGAGGGACGGGAUCUGCCCGAUGAUGGACCCGGAGACGUGUUCGUACGCUUUCGGUUAGGAGAGCAGAAAUACAGGAGCAAGAGUCAGUGUAAGAAGUCGAACCCUCAGUGGAGAGAGAGGUUUGACCUCAACAAGUUCCCAGAUGGCCGCAAUUUUUUGGAAAUAUGCGUCUGGUCCAAAGAGGGGCGCAGAUUAGAAGAAAGUUAUGGAAUGUGUGAAGUCGACGUGUCCGUGUUGAAGGUGAACACGCCUCAGUUGUUCACCUGCGGUUUGGACCAGUGUCGGGGUAAAGUGGUUUUCAUCAUCACGCUGACCAUGUGCAGCGGCGUUUGCGUCACUGAUCUUUGUGCUCCACCACUGGACGAGGGACACGAGAGAGACAACCUUCUAAACAAAUACAGUUACAAGAACUCACUGAAGAACUUGAGGGACAUUGGUUUCCUGCAGGUCAAAGUGCUCAAGGCGUCCGAUUUAUUAGCUGCUGAUUUAAAUGGAAAGAGCGACCCGUUCUGUGUACUGGAACUGGGAAACGACCGACUACAAACCCACACAGUCUACAAAACACUCAACCCUGAAUGGAAUAAAGUCUUCACAUUUCCAGUAAAAGAUGUUCAUGAUGUACUGGAGGUGACCGUGUUUGAUGAGGAUGGAGACAAGGCCCCGGAUUUCCUGGGCAAAGUGGCGAUUCCUUUACUCUCGGUUCAUAACUGUCAGCUGAUUUGCUGUCCGUUGAAGAAAGAGGAUUUGGACGGGUUUUCUAAAGGAAGCGUCCUGUUAGAGAUUGAGGUCAUUUUCAAUCCUAUUAAAGCGAGCAUCAGGACCUUCACCCCAAGAGAAAGGAAGUUUCUGGAAGACAACUCCAAGUUUUCCAAAAAGGUUCUGGCGAGGAACGUUCUGCGUGUGAGGAACAUCUACAGAGCGAUAUCUCAAAUGCUGCAGUACAUCAAGAGCUGCUUCCAGUGGGAGAGUGUUCAACGGAGCAUCACUGCGUUCGUGCUCUUUCUGUUGACUGUGUGGUACUGGGAGUUUUACAUGCUGCCUUUAUUCCUGGUUAUACUGCUGGUGUGGAACUACGCUCAGGUCGCCUCCGAGAGGGGAAACCAGGAACAGGACUGCAUGGAUAGUGACGAUGAGGAUGAAGAUGAGAGGGAAUCUGAGCGUAAGGGCCUGAUAGAGAAGAUCCACAUGGUUCAGGACAUUGUGAUCACGGUGCAGAACCUGCUGGAGGAGACGGCGUGCUUCGCUGAAAGAAUAAAGAACAUGUUUAACUGGUCAGUGCCGUUUUUAUCCAACCUGGCGUUCCUGGUUUUCAUCAUCAUCACUGUGGUCACGUACUUUAUCCCACUACGCUACGUCGUUCUCAUCUGGGGUAUACAUAAAUUCACAAAGAAACUACGGAACCCUUACGCUAUUGAUAACAAUGAAGUGAUGGAUUUCCUCUCCAGAGUGCCUUCAGAUGUACAAAAGGUUCAGUAUCUGGAUCAAAGGCACAUGCAGGUCCAGAGUCCGCUCAGACGGAGAAGAGCCGUCCAGUAGAUCCGGGCGGCAUCACAACUCAUCUCUUCACCAUCAUAAGAUACACUAAACAUGCUCUCCUUCUAGUUUUAUUUCAGAAACUUUAGUACUGAGAGACUGACAUGCAAAUUGAAGAACGUUUUAUCUCCUAUUAACC